UAUUGUUCCCUUGAUAAAUGUUUAGGCUUCAGUCCCCGUGAGCUUGGCUGUGUGUUCACUUGGCGCAUAUCAUGUAAAAGAAAGAUACAUGAGUAAGAAAAUAGAAAGUUUUGAAUUAAUUGAGGGUUUAGCUUCAAGGACUCCAGCCAGCUCCUACAUAGACUCCAGACAUGGUCACGUGCAACAAGUACCUAAGGACUGCUUCGGGGAUCCUUAAAAUAGCGGAGACUGUGACAGUGGCCACCACCUUCGGGCUCUUCCGGGGAAUCCCCUUGACCUUCGGCAGCACCCACCACUUCGCAGGCGGCAUCGGCACCGACACGGACUUCUUCGCGGGCGGGGCCAUGGUGACUGCGCUGAUCGUCACGCCUUUGUUUUUCGUCUUCUAUCUCCUGGGGCGGAACGAGAUCAGGAAGACUGGGAUGGAAGUUUUACUGAACUUCAUUCUCAGCGUUUUCCUCUUCGUCUCCGGUUCCCUGUGCCUGGCCUUUUAUAACUCGACUCCCUUGCCUAGCCCUUGGAACAGCAAGAAGAAGGAAGGCAUUGCGAUGGGCGUCUUCUGCUAUAUCUCCGCCAGUUUCUAUGUGGCAGACACUUUCGUUGCCAUUAGGAACUUUUGUCGUAAAGAAACCGAAACGGAUGCAUGAAAAUGGUGGUUUUUAAUUGUUUACGUUCUUACGCUAUUAAAGAAAACGGGAAUGUUGUGUAAAUAAAGAGAAAACUGUUGUGACGGUUUCAGCAAUAAGAGGGUAGACUGAAUAAAGAUUUAUAUCCCAUUUAA
Molecule: messenger RNA, 781 nt
Organism: Penaeus vannamei (Pacific white shrimp)
Lineage: Eukaryota; Metazoa; Arthropoda; Malacostraca; Decapoda; Penaeidae
Gene: Ssk
Product: smooth septate junction protein snakeskin
Cellular component (GO): membrane
Source: RefSeq, a predicted model, not a curated record